This is a messenger RNA of Dromaius novaehollandiae (emu), 2445 nucleotides long. It is a transcript of the gene ACTA2, whose product is annotated as actin alpha 2, smooth muscle. The transcript has 8 exons. The coding region runs from base 15 to 1148 and encodes 377 amino acids. The record is from RefSeq and is a predicted model, not a curated record. Lineage: Eukaryota; Metazoa; Chordata; Aves; Casuariiformes; Dromaiidae.
CAUUGACGUAGAAGAUGUGCGAGGAAGAGGACAGCACCGCCCUUGUUUGUGACAACGGGUCAGGGCUCUGCAAAGCCGGCUUUGCUGGGGAUGAUGCUCCAAGAGCGGUUUUCCCUUCCAUUGUGGGUCGUCCCAGGCACCAGGGUGUGAUGGUUGGCAUGGGUCAAAAAGACAGCUACGUAGGCGAUGAGGCUCAAAGCAAGAGAGGAAUCCUGACCUUGAAAUACCCCAUAGAACACGGCAUCAUUACAAACUGGGAUGACAUGGAGAAGAUCUGGCAUCACUCUUUCUAUAAUGAGCUCCGUGUUGCACCUGAAGAACAUCCGACUCUGCUGACAGAAGCGCCGCUGAAUCCCAAAGCCAAUCGAGAGAAAAUGACACAGAUCAUGUUUGAGACUUUCAAUGUACCAGCCAUGUACGUAGCUAUUCAAGCUGUUCUGUCCCUCUACGCUUCUGGACGUACCACAGGGAUUGUGCUUGACUCUGGGGAUGGUGUCACCCACAACGUGCCAAUUUAUGAAGGCUAUGCCUUGCCGCAUGCCAUCAUGCGUCUGGAUCUGGCUGGCCGUGAUCUGACAGACUACCUCAUGAAAAUCCUGACGGAACGUGGCUAUUCCUUUGUGACCACUGCGGAACGUGAAAUUGUCCGUGACAUCAAGGAGAAGCUGUGUUACGUGGCUCUGGACUUUGAAAAUGAGAUGGCCACUGCUGCCUCAUCCUCCUCUCUGGAAAAAAGCUAUGAGCUUCCUGAUGGUCAGGUGAUCACUAUUGGAAACGAACGCUUCCGCUGCCCAGAGACCCUCUUCCAGCCAUCUUUCAUUGGCAUGGAGUCUGCUGGCAUUCAUGAAACUACUUACAACAGCAUCAUGAAAUGUGACAUAGAUAUCAGAAAGGAUCUUUAUGCCAACAAUGUGCUGUCUGGAGGCACUACAAUGUACCCAGGCAUUGCUGACCGGAUGCAGAAGGAAAUAACUGCUCUUGCUCCCAGCACUAUGAAGAUCAAGAUUAUUGCUCCUCCUGAACGUAAAUACUCCGUUUGGAUUGGAGGUUCUAUUCUUGCUUCCCUGUCUACUUUCCAGCAGAUGUGGAUCAGCAAACAGGAAUAUGAUGAAGCAGGCCCAUCCAUUGUUCACCGCAAAUGCUUUUAAAUUCUUUUAUAUCUCUCUUUAGUGUAUUAUGGUGAAUGUAUUCAGGAAAAUACAUUCUUAUAACUUCAUUCCAUAAAUCCUUCAUCAUAAUGACUCUGAGUAAUUGGAUACUGUGUAUUUUUUUGGAAUAAAUUUUAAAUAUGCUACAAAAUUGCUGCUCCUAUUUUACAAAAGAGACAGGCAUUUGUGGAGACACCAUUACAACUGGUUUAAAGCUCCAUCUCGUGGCAUGAAUUUAUUACUACACUAUGCUGGGCUUAAUAGAAAAGUGGUACGUUUUGUUCAAUGACAUGAAUGUUAGAAAGCACUCAGCUAUCAGGCUCCACGUUACCGGUGUCUAGUUUCAGUAAACAUUCAUGUCUGAAAAUAGACCCAAUCUUGAUUCUUCCAAAGUUCUGGGCAGCAUCAAAGGCACAGAGCAUCUGACUGAUAGGAAGAUGAGCGCAGGCACCCUGCUUUGCACCUGGUCUAUCCAGAAAUAAUUAUCUAGCCACAUCACUUCUUAAUUCACAGCUGUCACGCUGGAAAAGCCAAUUCUUUUAGUGUAAGUGUGGCCCAGAGGUGUAUGAUACAUACUACAGCAAUUCCAUGCUUCCUCUUUAAAGAAACUAAACCUGCUCCUUGGUGGGAGGGCAUGACCAAGCUCUGCCAUUAGAAUUAGACUGAGCACAUGACUUUGUCAUAUGCCCUCAGGGUGAGUGCAGACCUACUAUUUUUGUGUUGUGACUUCUGGCAAGGCCUAAAGCAUAAUUAAGCUGGCUUAAUAUAUUUUCUCUUUUGAACUGUUUUUUGGAUAAUGUAAUCAAAGCAGAUAAAAUGACUCUAGACAAUUUUCUUUUUCUGUGAUUUUCUGAUUCCAUUUAUUGUCUUAAACACAUUGAAACUGAUGCUAAACUAGAAAUACAUGUAUAGAAGCUGAAGCCAGUAUUACUGUCUUAAAAGUGUAUAUAAAUAAAGAAUUCACUGAGACAGGCCUGGAAAAAGUCAGUUCUAAGAAAAUUGCUACAAUCUAUAUUCAUUAGAAUUCAAGAACCAGGCUACUAUUUAUUUUUGGUACCCAGUUUCCUUGCCUCAAACCUAACAGUUUACCUCACUUGCCUGUUCCUCCUUAUCCUUCAGACUGUAAGGUCUUUGCAACAGCACCUCUUACCAUGUCUGCUUAACUCCUGGGUUCCAGAUCUUGUCCAACUUCUGAGGGUUAGUAUAUGUUCCAAACUUCUUCAUACUAACCUUAUUCUUUCAAGUACAGGUCAUUUAGGUUCUCAGAGCAGAUUCUGAAUAAAGUCUUGUAAGAGAA